AUGGCGGCGAUCCGGAGGUACCGGGCUGAGCGGCACUCGACGCUGCUGCCAAAGGCCUGGAUUCUGUCUAGCGGUAACCCCAUGGACGAUCUCCGCACCACACGCCUCGCCCAGACUCUAGGAAUAGACUACGACACAAAGCAGGCCUCGCGCACCUGGCUGCUACCAACAGCGCACCGACACCUGACCAACCUACGCACCAUAUUCCACGCCGCACCAUCAGGUCCGCUGCACUAUGUGCAGGAAACCACGGGUAACGAUCUCCCAUCCAUUGCCAUUGCCGCCUCGGCAGAGACACUCCCUGCGCUUUUGGAAAUCAAACACCGGACUCAGAACCAAACUGUUGCCGUUUUCAUGGGCCUGCCCGAUACGAAGCUGUCCAAGAUCGACGUCUUGGUGCUGUCGCGCUUGGAUCAGAUGAAGCUACGUCACUUGGGUCCCGCCAGGGCGAAUCUCGAAAACUCUGUGAGCACAAUGUUGCCAAUAAGCGGUGCUACGGCUAUGGAACCGGUGGGGGAUAAGCAGGAGGGAGGGAGCUCGCUGGCUGUGUGCAUUGGUAGCGGCAUCGAGCCCUCUGGAUUUCAGCUGCUCAGCCAGGACAUCGAUAUGCUCGCUGAAGGUUUGAUGCAUGUCCCGCGACCCACUACCAUCCGCAUACUGCUCUCCAGCGCAAUGCACCGAGGUAUCAAAUCAAUGGUAGAGUCCCGGCUCAUUGGUAAAUUGCAGGCCCCGCAUGCUGACUCCAACGGCACAGAGUAUUCGCCGAUGGCCAUUGAGGUGCUGGAUUAUGCCCUGCCCGGACAGCCAUCGCCUGAUGGUGUUUUGGCGACUGCUUCACGUGUGGUAGCCACCGCCGAUGACAUUCCCUCAGUGGCGCUGGCUGUGGCGUUGCGCCGCCCGGUCUAUAUUGCGGGCGAGGAGCGCACAUCACAUGUCCUGCGCAACUACUACCGCGUCCUGGACACCAGCAACCUGGUACGCCGGUUUUAUCCGAAUGGCAGCAGAUACAGCUACAUGCUGCUUUCCGACAUUACGGGCGAGAUUGACGAGUUCAGUGCUAUCCGCGACCAUGAGCCUUGGGCCGCGUACGACGCACAGGCGGAGCUAGACACUGUGGCCGCGUUCGUCCGCCAAAGAUACAGCAUGCUCGGCUAG
Molecule: messenger RNA, 1155 nt
Organism: Kickxella alabastrina
Lineage: Eukaryota; Fungi; Kickxellomycota; Kickxellomycetes; Kickxellales; Kickxellaceae
Exons: 1
Coding region: 1-1155 (384 amino acids)
Source: RefSeq, a predicted model, not a curated record